Messenger RNA from Coregonus sp. 'balchen', 5503 nucleotides. The record is from the annotation of a GenBank genome assembly. NCBI's taxonomy places the organism in Eukaryota, Metazoa, Chordata, Actinopteri, Salmoniformes, Salmonidae.
GCGGAGUUUUGAUUGUGAAUGACGCGUUGUUGCGGUAGUAGGAAGUGGGAUUUACCAAAUCAUCACUGUCUGUGUGCUGACAUAAUAUUCAAGAUUUGUUCCAGGGAUUUUUAACUAUAUUGAAUGUCGGCCUGAUUUUAAACGUGAGUACAUGUUUACUCUAGAAGUUUAACUACAUCCUUUGAACACAGAUGUACAGCUACAGGAAAUGCAAUCAUUGAGCUAAGAGCUAAUGUUGGCUGCUAGCAAGUUAGCUUGUGGUCCUGGGGAUAGCUAGCCACAUUUUUGCGUUUCUAGAAUGAGUAACUUAUCGCCUAUAUAAGUUCCAAUAGAACGAAUAUGGCCCCUGUCUUCUGUCACUGCAGUACUUGCUCUGGUGUCACGCAAGGCUGCAGUAGCUAACUAGCUUAGCGUGGUGCUAACAUUUGUAACGCGUAUGUUGCAAUUCUGUGAUUACUCCAUCCAUGGCAUGAUCAGGCGAGCUCUAAUUCAGCCCACACACUAGCUCUUAUCAGUGGUGUAAAAGUGAGCUCAUGACGAUGUGGCUGUUGAGGCAUGUGUAUAAUAUGAACUAUGUAUUAUACUGAUUACUAGCUUGUACCACUAUUUGUGUAUCGAGGGACCAACAUGCAUAGCAACGUGGAAUAGAACAGACACGACUUUGUCAAUCACAGGCUUUCUCACUUUCAUAGUGGUGCUGUAUGCAAACUGCAGUCAAAUUCCUCAUAGCAUUUUUCCAUGCAACACAGAGGGCCUAUUUAAGUUCCCAUGAUCAUACCGUGUGUGUGUUGUGUACCUUUGUGCAACUGUGUGUGCGUGCAGAGAAAUGUCUCCAGAUGAGCUGGUCUACUUGGGAAUUCUCGCUGCUUCCAUCCCCAUCGGGUUCCUAUUCCGGUACCUGAGUGAGUAUUCUAUCUGGGCCAUCAAAGAAAUUCACCUAACCUACGCGGUAUCUCCUAGAAUAGAUGAACACUGAAAAACACAAUGCUUUCUCUGGAUUUUUUCUUUUCAAGACAUUCUGGUAACAAGCAGGACAGAAGAAUGAAAAGGCAGUUGCAGUCACGAUAACAUGUCUACAAAAAUGUUAACACAUGAUGUAGAAUAGACCUAUCUGCUCUGCUCUCAAGGUUUAUUGUAAGUGAUGUGUGUGGGUGUUAUUGUUGCUGUAGGUCCUCCAGUGAAGCAGGGGGCAGCGUUGCUCUUGGGCCUCUCGAUCACCAUAGCAACCUGUCAGGUCCAUGCGCUCCACUCACUGGUGACGGUGCUCGGAACAUGGAUCAUCAUCAAGAGCAGCUGGCGGUGAGAGACAUUAGUGAUGGGGGGAAAAAUCGAUACAGUUACAUACCGAGAUAUUAUUUUUGACGAUAUAUCUUAUCGUUUUGACAAUAUCGCAAUAUAAUUUUUGCGCUAGUUGGCUGUACCUGCACCAAAACCCCAGUAUUUUUCCUUCAUAGCUUGUUCUCCAUCUUUUUAAAGAGGGAGCCAAUUUGUUUUCAGCACGUUUAUUUCCAUGACUGAUCAAAAUUCGUGUUCUCAUGGCUCUCUCUUGUCCCUUUGCAGCAAACAUAUGGUGAGCAGUAUGUUUGUAACAUCGAAUCGUAAUAAAAUCACAGUAUCGAAUCACAAUACAUAUUGUAUCGGCACCAAAGUAUCGUGAUAAUAUCUUAUUGUGAGGUCCCUGGCAAUUCCCAGCCCUAAGAGACAUUAUUCAAAAUAUACAAAUUAUAUAUCAACAGACACCGUAGAACACUCCUGUGUCUUAAUGUUGUGUCACUAUUUAGUGUGGCAGUCAGGAACUUCUCUCUCACCCAUUCCCCUGUUUACCUUCCUUAGGAGUGCCCCAGCUCUUUCUCUGGCCUGGACCUUCCUCUACCUCCUCUUCUUCAGACUGGUCACAUGGUUCGGCCUGCCGCCGCCAACACCCUUCGCCAACGCCAUCCAGCUACUCCUCACUCUGAAGGUACAUCUACAGGAAGAGAUGGAGGACACACACAUACACGAUUACUGAAAUGCAAUGGCAUUAUGCAUCAUGAUGUUGUUUACAGUAACAACCCACUUGUUUUCAUUCAGCUGGUCAGUCUGGCCAAUGAGGUGCAGAGUUUUCACCUAGAGAAGAAACAGGAAGUGAGCUCAUUCUCCAAGUCUCCUGUGGUUGGUGGACUGUCCCAAGAGCCCUCCCUCUAUGAUAUGAUAGCCUAUAGCUACUGCUAUGUGGGUAUAAUGACAGGUAAGGCUGUCUAGCCCCAUUCCCUAGUUUGUUUCAUCAUACAGGGCUACUGUCAACAUAUCCACAGUUCACCCAUUUCUCUGCAUCUCUUUUUGAUAUGGAGACAGAUGAAUGACUUCAGUGUGUAUGUGUGUGGUGUAAACGUAUCAUGUAUUUAGUAUGAUUUGCCACUAAUUUGCUUUUGCACCCAUUUUAACUGUUGUUGUUUCUCUCUGUCUUUCUUUCUAUCUGCCACUAGUAAAAUAUUGUGUGAGUCUGCUUACGUUUUCUCUUCUGCUACACGACCUUCCUGUAACUCUCCCUCCUUUUUUUACUCAUCCCCUUCGUCCAUCACCCAAUAACACUCCUCCUCCUUACAAUCUAUCCCUUUUUUGUCCUCCAAUGAUCCCUCUCUCUCCUCAUUAUGUUUUCUAACUCAUACAAUCCCUGUUGUCUAUCCUACCACUUGUCCCUCAAUGCUCUCUCUUCAUCCCUUCAUUUUAUCCCUGCAUCUCCCUAAAGGCCCAUUCUUCCGGUUCCAAACCUAUGUGGACUGGCUGAGGCAGCCCAGCUCCCUGGACCUUCCUGGCCGGGUACCCUGCAUGCUGAGGCUGAGGUUGGUGCCCGUCUACGGAGCUCUGUUCCUGACCGCCAACGCGUACUUCCCCCUGGCAUACGUCCUCACUGAAGAGUUCCUGGAACAUCACUUCUUCUUCAGGUAGCAAAACAGCACUCUUGAUUUUGGGAAAAAAAUAUAUAGUUGCUUGCAUCAAAAAAGGUUGAUUUAUUUUUCAUGUAUUUCUUUCUUUUGAGUUGGCAUAACAGAAUUGUGAAUUCAUUCACCGCUGUCUUUCUCUCUCCAAAGAGCUACGGGAUUUUAGACCAUAAAAUAAUAGAGGGCAAAAUGUCUCGGAAUGAUUUCCCAGAUGACUGAAAACAAUCGAAGGACAAGCGCCAAUUCCAGUUAAACAGAAUGGAGACAGAACUCUGUUUGUUUAGUAUUCCAGACCAAUGUUGCCUUUCACUUGUAGUUAAAUAUUAAUGAGGUCUCUCUCUCUCUUUCCCUCCCUCCAGGUUGUUCUACAUGACGGUGGUGUUCUUUGUGUUCCGGAUGCGGUUCUACGCUGCAUGGUGUGGGGCAGAGGCUGGCUGCAUCAGCGCAGGACUGGGCUGUUACCCAGAGGGGGCGCUCUCCAAGCCGGGAGGGGGUCCAACUGUCAACUACAGGCAAGUCUCACACAGGAUAUUCAGUCCAGUUGGGGAAAACAGUAAAGUACGUUAAUUCAUAAUUAUUUGUGUUUAAUUACAUUUUAGUCAUUUAGCAGACGCUCUUAUCCAGUGCGACUUACAGGAGCAAUUAGGGUUAAGUGCCUUGCUCAAGGGCACAUUGACAGAUUUUUCACCUAGUCAGCUCGGGGGUUCGAACCAGCAACCUUUCAGUUACUGGCCCAAUGCGCUUAACCGCUAGGCUACCUGCUAAUCUUGGUUUUGAUUUUUCUGUCUCUCCAGCCCUGACCCUGACAGUCCGGUUUUGUACGACUUCAAAACCAUCCAGAACAUUGACCCAUACAACACUGACUUCUGUGUGAAGGUCCGCCACGGGAUGCGCUACUGGAACAUGACUGUGCAGUGGUGGCUGCAUCACUACAUCUACCCCAACUCCCCCUUCAAGGCUUACGCACUCAAGUAAGGGCCCUAUGCAGGUUCACUAGAGAAGGCAUGUGUAUUGUGUAAAUAAACUGUCUCAUAGCAGUCUGUUAAAAACUACAAAACUACAGUCAACUUUCAAUGUAUUUGUAACUGCCAGAUAAGAUGUCCCCUGAAUGUCAUUUGAUGCAUAUGUUUCACAGUACUACUUCUCUCUCUCUCUCUCUCUCUGUCUCUCUCUCAGGGCUGGAUGGACCAUGUUCAUCAGUGCAUACUGGCACGGGCUUCAUGCUGGCUACUACCUGUCUUUCCUCACCAUCCCCCUGUGCAUUGCGGCUGAGUCGGCCAUGGAGUCGUCGGUCAGGGCCAAGCUGGAGCCCCGGGGCCAGAGUGCCUUCGACUGGGUCCACUGGUUCCUCAAGAUGAGGGCCUAUGACUACAUGUGUAUGGGCUUCGUCCUGCUGAAGGCCAGCGACACUGUCCACUACUGGACCUCCAUCUACUUCAUCAUCCACAUCAUCGCCCUGGCCUGCAUUCUGUUCGGGAGGCUGAUGAAGGGAGGAAAGAGGGAGGGAAAGAAGAGUGAAAAGGAGGAGAAAAUUGAGGGGGGGAAGAAAGAGGUGAAGCAAGAGGACGUGAGAGAGAAGACAGAGUGAGAAUGGAAUGAUGGGGGGAGAUGGGAGGAUGUCCUGUAUGGGGAGUAUUGGUUUACUAAAGAACUACAAUUCCCACAAUGCACUGUCUGUCACUGAUCUGUAUGGGUCACUUUUGUCAGUUAUGUCCAGUGAUGUCUCACCUGGUAGAGAAGAGUUAUGUUCAAUCCCGAACUGACCCCUAGGCCCUACUAGGGUUUGAUCUGGAGUUGGGAGGUAGAGUAGAUUAAGUUGUAGGAUUCCUAUCCAGGAGACAUCAUUGGACUGUUAGCUGAAUACAGUGAAUCCUUAUGAACAUUGUUGUAACCCAGUAACAGUUGCCAUGUCGAUAUUACAUUAUAAACCAUGUAUACAUACAGGUAUAAUUGGGUAAAAGAAUGUUUGAGCUUAAUGAAUGUCAUUUCUGAUGCGUGAGUGGCAAAAAAGUUCUGGGGAGAUGGAGAUUAUUCAGCUACUUCGCUUGUGCUUAUGUAUAUAUGUGUGUAACUGUUUCAAAACACAAAGCCAAUUUUCACAAUAAAUAUACUUAAAUUAGUUUAGAGGACACAAAAUUGGAUGUUCUUAGGCUGUAGGUUCAAGAUGCUGACAUGAAACAGAGUAGAAAGUACUGUAAAGGCACAUCACUUGAAUCCAUUCAUAGAGCAAGGACUGAAUUUGAACUGGGAUCUAAGUAUGUUACUUGGAGUCUGUACUUUUGCCUAAAUCUCCAAUCCCAUUGAUAUCAAUGCACGAUUUACUCAAAGUUAAAUACAAGUUACGGCCAUUUAUCUCAAGUCAUGACCAGAGCAACAAUGUAUUAUUUUUCCGGGGCAACAAGACUUUCCGCUUCUUUAUAUUUUCACGUUUUCAUUGAUCAGGUUGUUCCUAUGAUAAGUUAUUAUAGAAUAGUGCAGAAAACUGAACUUUGGAUGACCAUGAGCACAUACUGAGUUAUACUUGUCUAGUUUUAAAACGCAUAUCACUCCCGAGUGGCGCAGAGGUCUAAGGCACUGCAUGU